UCUAAAUUUCAGCUCCAGGACAGACUCUCAGGGAAAGAAAGAGAGCUGGAGACCAGAAAACUUGAUGUUGAGCUGCAGGACAAGGGGAAGGAGGCUCCUGCAGCUCAACAGGCUGCAGCUCUAGUUGAAGAAAUAUACCAUGCCCAGAGGGAACGAGACCAGGCAGUAAUGGCUAGACUGAGGCUGGCCAACGAGGAAAGAGAUGAAACCCUUUUACGAGCCAAGCGGCUGGAACAGGCAAUAGUGGAGCUGGAGAAUAUUAACCCUGAAGAAAAUGACAUGUCAUUACAGGAAUUACUAAACAGAGUAAACAAUGCAGACUCUGGGUUGCUGAUCGAGAAGAGUGGAGACGUGAUAGUGGACCGAAUGCACAAGACUAGAGAGAGGAGAAAGAAGAUUACAGCUGAGGAGAUGAAUGCAGUGACUGAGGAGAGGGAUGCCGCCAUAUCCAAAUGCAAAUGCUUAGAGCAGAAGCUUCAUCAUCUGAAAGAGCAGAGCCAGACUUCGGCAAACAACAUGAGACAUCUGACUGCCGAAAACAAUCAGGAACGUGCUCUGAAGGCUCAGUUACUGUCCAUCCAACAGGAGAGGGACAGCGCCUUGCAACAUACUAAAAAAUUAGAGGACGAAAUCCAGACUCUUCGUGUUUAUUACAGUUUACACAAGUCUUUGUCGCAAGAGGACAGCUUGAAGGAGCAGUUUCAAUGCACUCUGAGCACCUAUGAAGAUGCUCUCCACUCCAAAGAGGGUAUUGUGUCACUUGCCAACCUCCACAAUGACCAGCUCAUCACCCAGCUGCAGCUCUCCCUCUCCGAGCGUGCAAACAUGGAGGCCCAGCUCCAGCAGUCCUUGGAGGCCCAAAAAGAGGCUCAUGAAAAAGUUCAAAAGUUGGAGCGACUGGUGGAUGUGCUGAGGAAAAAGGUUGGAGCGGGGCCUGUCAGGACGGUGAUCUGAUUGAAAGGUCGAGUCUAGGGAUGUGGUCACAUCUGGUGACCAGGCUGCUCUGUUUACCACUGUGUAAACACUGAAGCCUUAACUCAGCAAACAGUUGUUAGAAGUGGUGCACUCAGACGACAAUCCAAGCAGAGAUCAAAAUGAAUCAUAAAUGUUUAACCACUCUGCUGCUGAGUUGUGUUAUUUAAGCAAAUUUAUUUCCUUAAGCAUUCAUUAUUUGCAUUGUAUUUCUUUAUCCCUCUCUGCCUAUUAUGAGGAACAUGGUCCACUUAUUAUUUGUGGCCAGCUUUAAUGGAAACUUUUCCAUGAGCAGUUAUGAGCUGUGUAUCACAAAUGGACUUAAUUCAGACUGAUACCUAUAUAUCUUUGCUCACUUAACCCAUUUCACUUCAUUUCUGGUAAGUCUUCUCCUGAGUUAUAACUAUGACCUUUUGGCUAGGGGAGAGCUUUAAGUUGUCCAGUGUAAACCAUAUUUAUCAAGCUAGGAAUGAUGUUCAUUGGGAAACUUGCGGAAUUCAUGUUGCCGUGUUUACCUUUUAUUUUUUUUCUUUUACUAAAUAAAUAAAAUCAAUUGCAAAUUUGGUAUGAACCAUACAUAUAAUACUAUUUCUAAAAUGUUGAUAUUUAUUUAUAUAAUCAGCACUGCUCUUGGAACAUAGAAAAAAUGGUUGUAUAAGCAGCUGUUUGGCUAAAGGGGAGUUAUGCCCGUCAGAGCUGAUACUGGCGCUGGGGGCACUUCUCUAGUUUGAGUGAGAGGGCAGUAAAGAUUGGACAUUGUUAUACUACAGAUAGGUACUUUCCCUUUAAAGUGAGCUAUGCCACACAAUUCUGUCAAAUUGAUAUUGACAAAUAUUAUUAAUUAUUUUCUACAGACAAAUGCAUAUAUUUUAUUGGAUCAGAUCUAACUGAGCUUCACAAACUUGAUAAAUGUAGUCUGCCUUACACACACACACACACACACACGCACGCACGCACGCACACACACACACACA
Molecule: messenger RNA, 1946 nt
Organism: Polyodon spathula (Mississippi paddlefish)
Lineage: Eukaryota; Metazoa; Chordata; Actinopteri; Acipenseriformes; Polyodontidae
Product: mirror-image polydactyly gene 1 protein-like
Exons: 8
Source: RefSeq, a predicted model, not a curated record